This is a messenger RNA of Ooceraea biroi (clonal raider ant), 3268 nucleotides long. RefSeq names its product periodic tryptophan protein 2 homolog. Gene Ontology annotation, molecular function: protein binding. The record is from RefSeq and is a predicted model, not a curated record. NCBI's taxonomy places the organism in Eukaryota, Metazoa, Arthropoda, Insecta, Hymenoptera, Formicidae. Gene Ontology annotation, cellular component: small-subunit processome; Pwp2p-containing subcomplex of 90S preribosome. Gene Ontology annotation, biological process: maturation of SSU-rRNA from tricistronic rRNA transcript (SSU-rRNA, 5.8S rRNA, LSU-rRNA); ribosomal small subunit assembly.
UGAGCGCGUGACACGAGUUCUCUGCCUCCCGAUUUUCGUGCCGUGCAGAUUUUUCGGGCGAUCUGCCGCUGUCGCGGAAGGUCCGCGUGAAUCUUUCGCGUUUCUGCGGAACAUUCGCUCGCCCUCGUCGCGAGGUGCAGAGGAACAGGUGGUUGCCGGGUAGAUUCAUCCUUCCGCGCGUGCUAGACACAUGAUCAUCUGUUUGAACUAUCAUUAUCAGCUGAUGGAGGCUAUGUGACGUGGAAUUUCAAAGAAUAAAUUGCGAACAGUUAUAAAAUAAAUAUCGACAUACUUAUAGGAUGACGAGAAAUAUUAGGGGAAAAUUUGCAGAAGAAUUAUUGUGGUUCUGCCUGGAGAUUAAUUAUAUGUUUUAAUAAUGAAAAUUCAGCAAUUUACUGGGUACAGUUUACCGCAAAGGGGAAUUACUGUUCACUCCAGAUGGAUCAUCAGUUAUUAGUCCAGUGGGCAAUCGUAUCACGAUUUAUGAUUUGAAAAAUAAUAAAUCUAUGACGCUCCCUGUUGAAAGCAGAUUUAAUUAUUCUACUAUUGAUAUAUCGCCAAAUGGUAGCAUGCUAGUUGCCAUUAAUGCAGAUGGGGAGGCUCACAUAAUCAGUUUGAUAAGUAAAGUGAUUCUGCAUAAGUACAGGUUUAAGGGGCAUCCCAAGCAUGUCAAGUUUUCUCCAGAUGGAAAACAUUUUGCAGUCUGUAAAGGAGGUAGCGUCUUCGUUUUUAAUGCACCAGGCUUACAAACGGGAGAUUACAAUCCAUUUAUUAUGGAACACUCGUAUCAUGGGGCUACUGCUGACACGACAUACGUUACUUGGUCUUUUGAUUCGAAGCUAUUAGCAGUCGGCUCAAAGGAUGCCUUAGUGAGAAUAUACAGCUUAGAGAGAUGGGCAAAUUUUCGACGAAUCAUGUUGGGUGGUCACAAUGAUGUAAUCGUAGCAUGUUUUUUCAAAAAUAAUAGUUACGACAUCUACACUAUUAGCAAAAAUGGCCGGCUUUUCGUUUGGGACUGCACGAUUGACCCGGACGAUUUGGUUCCGUUGGAACCGCCUCAGAAAAAAGGGAAGACUGAAGAUAGCGAUAGCGAGGAUGAUAUUAACGUCGAGAAAAUUAUAGAGAAAACGGAAAAGCAGAAGGCCUAUGCUGAACGCAAACUUUUGGAAUCAGAUACCUCGAUGCAAGAAGAUAUGGAAGAAGAUACCGAAGAGGAAGAGAGUGACGUAAAAGUCAAAAGGGUUGGCUACAAGAAAUUGGCUUGUCAUUAUUUGGCGGACGAAGUCCACAAGCACUGUAAGGACGCGAAACUUACCGCAGCUGCGUAUCAUCAAAGUAGACAUAUAUUGAUCGUUGGGUUCAACAAUGGUUCAUUUUAUCUGUACGAAAUGCCGCAUGCUAAUAUGCUUCAUUCAUUGAGUAUUUCCCGACAGCGCAUCUCGUCGAUCGCUGUAAAUCCUACCGGGGACUGGGUAGCUCUGGGUUGCUCUCGUGCUGGUCAGCUGUUAGUUUGGGAGUGGCAGAGCGAGACGUACAUCAUGAAACAGCAGGGGCACAGGACCAACAUGGAUUGUCUGGCGUACAGCCCCGACGGCCAAUAUAUCGUGACCGGUGGCGACGACGGGAAGGUGAAACUGUGGAAUACACUGAGUGGAUUUUGCGUGCUGACAUUUCACGAGCACUCCUCGUCGAUAGCCGGCGUUCUCUUCAGUCGUAAUCGUAAAUUUCUCGCGUCCGCCUCGCUGGAUGGGACGGUACGAGCGUUCGAUCUAGCGAGAUACAGGAAUUUCCGAACUCUCACGUCGCCGCGGCCGGUGCAGUUCUCCUGCCUGGCGCUCGAUGCGAGCGACGAGUUUUUAGCAGCAGGUGGCCAAGACGUCUUCGAUGUGUACUUGUGGAGCAUGAAACUUGGGACUCUCCUAGAGAUACUGAGCGGUCAUGAGGGACCUGUGGCAAGUCUGGCUUUCAACCCUAAUCCGGCCAGUACGGAACUGGUGUCUGCAUCGUGGGACAAAACCGUGAAGAUAUGGAACGCCAUCGAGAACGGUUCCGCGCAUGAGACUAUACAAUUAACUGCUGACGCGUUGUGCGUGGCCUAUAAACCGAACGGGCAAGAGGUCGCUGUCGCUACCCUGGACGGACAAGUUACGUUCUUCGACUGUAAAACGGCGAGGCAAACGGGUUUUAUCGAGGGUAGAAAUGAUUUAGGCGCUGGCAGAUCGAAAACUGAUCUUAUCACAGCGAAAAAGAAUUUGCAGGGCAAGGCUUUUACUACCUUAUGUUAUUCGGCCGAUGGUACGUGCAUAUUAGCUGGUGGUCAUUCCAAAAAUGUAUGCAUCUACAAUGUUCAAGAAUCUGUAUUAUUAAAAAAAUACGAAAUCACUCAGAAUAGAUCAUUGGAUUGCGUGGAUGAUGUUAUAAGCAGGAGGUACAUGACGGAAUUUGGCAACAAAGCUUUAAUCGAGCAACGUGACGGCAAAAAGGUGGCGUUAAAAUUACCAGGCGUUAGAAGUGGCGACAUGGCAAGCCGGAAGCUCAAACCGGAAGUGAGAGUAUUCUGCUUACAAUUCUCUCCUACGGGACAAGCAUGGGCUGCAACGACAACAGAAGGUUUAUUAAUAUAUUCCUUGGAUAUUGGAUUAAUGUUCGAUCCUUUCCAAUUAGAGCUCGGAGUUACUCCGGAUACGGUGAAAGAAACGCUUGAAAAACGUGACUAUGCGAAAGCAUUAAUGAUGGCGUUGAAGUUAAACGAGAAGUUGUUAACGCAACAAGUUACAGAAACUAUUCCGUAUAAAGAAAUUGAAUUAACGAUGAUAAGUAUGCCGGACGUUUACAUAGAGAGGCUAUUGAAAUUUAUAGCAUCCGAGUUGGAGUCAACCAGGCAUAUACACUUCUAUCUUCUGUGGAUAGAAACGAUUUUGACGAGACGUGGGCCGCGAAUAAAUUCUGCGCUUCAAAUGCCGGUACUGUUAAUGCUGAGUAAGAAUAUGCAAAAGAAAUACGAUGAUCUAAGCAGAAUAUGCGAAUUUAAUCAGUACACGAUAAAUUAUGUACUGAGGAUAGGAGAAUUAAGAUCAGCGAAUGACACAACCGCACAAGAUGCGAUUGAAAUUGAUAACGAAUCGGAUAGAGAAAUACGACUGAAUGACGUGUGCUUAGAAGAAAUGGACACCACUUAAGUUCCGAAAAUUUUAUAGGAUUAAGAUACGUUGUUGGAUAAUGUAUAUAAUAAAAUAUAUAGAUAAUAAAGAGAGAAGUGCUGGAAAAA